Cladophialophora psammophila CBS 110553 is the source of this 519-nucleotide messenger RNA. RefSeq lists its product as uncharacterized. NCBI's taxonomy places the organism in Eukaryota, Fungi, Ascomycota, Eurotiomycetes, Chaetothyriales, Herpotrichiellaceae. Bases 1 to 519 code for a protein of 172 amino acids. The record is from RefSeq and is a predicted model, not a curated record. The transcript has a single exon.
AUGUCGUUAAUCCGGAAUGCUCCUCAGUACCAUGAUCCGAAGCUUGCACAAGUCGAAGAGGAAAUUCUGCAGCACUGGAAGGACUUCGUUUACUUCUGUAAUUACGUGGCGGACAAAGACCCUGACGCUGGGAAGCGAUUUUACGACUUGGAUGAGGCCAAUUAUUUUGAUCUUAUGGGUGCGGUUGAGCGUCCAGGCUUUCGCCCACACUACGAUCGCAUUACCCCCUACCUUGCACGCGCCAAUCUAAGAAUCAAGGAUCUAGAAAUUGUCGCCAUCAGUCCCGAAUUUGGUUAUGCAACUGCGAAUCAGAAUUAUUACGGGACAGCUGCAGAUGGAGAGAAAUUCAACCUCACCUACAGAACUACGUCUCUAAUGCGAAAGGUUGAUGGGGAAUGGAAGUAUAUCCACGAACACUAUUCAUUUCCUACAAACAUGGCAACCGGGAAGUCCGACUUCACGAGCGGCUUAGAGGUGCAAGAGAACAUCAGUUUGAAGGAAGGAGAAAAGCUAGCUUAG